Molecule: messenger RNA, 3593 nt
Organism: Hyposmocoma kahamanoa
Lineage: Eukaryota; Metazoa; Arthropoda; Insecta; Lepidoptera; Cosmopterigidae
Gene: Adamts-1
Product: A disintegrin and metalloproteinase with thrombospondin motifs 3-like
Exons: 17
Coding region: 1-3099 (1032 amino acids)
Biological process (GO): extracellular matrix organization; proteolysis
Cellular component (GO): extracellular matrix
Molecular function (GO): metalloendopeptidase activity
Source: RefSeq, a predicted model, not a curated record
AUGUGCCGUCUAUGGAGUCGUUUACGUUGCGCGGCGCGAGCCGGCCGCCAUGUGUGUGGAUGCGUGAGCGCAGCGCGCGCGCAGAGAGGCAGAGCCCGCGGCGGUGCGCGGACGAUGGCGUGGUGGCUGUGGACGGGUCUACUGCUGGCCGCGGCCGGCGCCUGGUCACCUCCGCAGCCGCUGCUGCUCCAUCCCGCACCGAUACGACACACUCACCGCCAUAACGACACCCUUCACCACUUACUCAUCUUCGGGUGGCAUUUAGAACUACAAGAAAAUAAAGCCAUCCGUUCCCCUUAUUACACCGAGUGCCAGUUUUAUAAGGGACAUAUCCUUCAUGAAACGGAUUCAGCAGUCACAGUGACAGAGUGUGAAGGACAGUUGUAUGGGUUAUUAAAAGUUGGGAAAGAAGAAUUUGUGCUGCAGCCAACUUCAACGGAGGAGGGGGCCCAUGUGCUGCGGCGUCGUGAUGUGUUGCGACAAAAUCAGCCUGUAGCAUACAACCUAACCGGCGACACGGUCAGUGACUUUGAACUUGACCUGAAGGAAGAUGACCUGCCGCGAUGGCACGUGCGCGCGCUCCAUGGCAACAAAGAUGAUACCGAAUACUUUCGAGAAGCGAUGCCUGUCAUUUCUAGACCGGUUUCAGGUGUUAAAGGAUUGUGGCUGGAAAUGGCGAUUAUAGCGGAUCAUACCAUGCUAAAAUUUCACGGUUGGGAGCGAGGGAGACAUUAUAUUUUAGCAUUAAUGAAUAUUGUCAGCGCUAUCUUCAAUGAUCCUACUUUGAACUCGAAUAUGACGUUGGUCAUUAAACAGCUGCAUUUAUAUAAAGAGAAGGAUAAUGUUAUAAAAAUUGACAACGCAAGAAAAUCCUUGCACGCUGUGAAUAAAUGGAACUACAGGCAUAUUAUGAACCUAACAACAGGUACUACGGGGUGGGACGCUGCGGUAUGGCUGACGCGUGCUGAGCUAGGUGGUCCGUCGGGUUUUGCCCCUGUCGGUGGGAUCUGCAGCCACUACCGCUCCGCUGCUAUUGUCCGCGACGAAGGCCUCACUAGCGCUUUUGUCAUCGCGCAUGAAAUUGGUCAUCUUAUGGGUCUCAUGCACGACGGCGAAAACCAAUGCUCUUCUGAGGCCCAACGCGGCUCGGUAAUGGCGCGUACCGUGAUGGCCACGCUCUACAAUUUCGCCUGGUCCAAGUGCUCCAAGGAACAAUUUCACGCCAAAUCCCAGAAAUGGUGGUGUCUCCACGAGCGGAGUGCGGAUAAAGGUGAGGUGCUGGAUGGUACAAAACAUUUACCCAGCUACACGUUCACCGUAGACGAGCAAUGUCGCAGUGAGUUCGGCGAAGGGUUUUCAAUAUGUAAAUCCGUGAAGGUGCAAACAGCGUGCUCUUGGCUCUGGUGUGCACAUCGCUCCAUGCCACAUGUCUGCAGAUCAAAGCGGGCGCCGCUCUUGGAGGGGACACCUUGCGGAACCAACCACUGGUGCAUUGACCAAGAAUGUCAACCAAUGCCCGGGCACGGACGGGAUAACACAGUGACCGUAAAUGAAGAAACCGGUGUUGAGGUACCAGAGUGGAAAGAAUGGAGCCCGUGGAGUGAAUGUACCGCCACUUGUGGAUAUGGAGUGCGGUCCAGACGACGACAAUGCCUAUUUAAAGGGAUAAUAUCGGAGACAGCGUGCGAAGGUGCGGCGACGGAAAUGGUGACGUGCUGGGCGGGCAUAUGCGCUACGACACGCGACGUGCGUGCAGACGCGUGCGCACGUCACAGUAAGGAACUCGUGCCCCGUGUUUUUCAUGAAGAAUCCAAACAGUGCAAAAUUUCAUGCGUACACUAUAAAGGAGGGAAGGCUAAGUCGUUCGGCGCGUUGCCUGACGGAGCACCCUGUAGCUACGAUAGACCUUUCGACGUCUGUUUUCAGGGCGCUUGUGUGAAAGGUCAGUGCAACGUCUCCGAUACAGUGUGCAACUGGUGUCCGGACGGCAACUGCAGCAACAACACUGAAGUCAGAACCAAGCUAAUUAACAAAGGUUGGUCGAUCGUGGCAGUAAUUCCUUAUAGUGCACACCAAUUUUCUGCCCACAUAGCCACCCCUAUUCCCCUCCGUGUCGCCUUUAGAGAACGCAAAACAGACAUUCUGGAACUUAGCAAACAUCACACAAAGCGCUUUGAAAUUGAACAGCAUACGUACUUAAAAUACGAUCCUAAUGUACCUCAGAAUCUACGGAUAAUUGAAGUGGAUAGUAAUGUGAUAGAUAUUAGAGAAGGAGAACACUUUGGGUGGGAAGGGGAGGCAGUCAUUGCUGGUUCGUUAUUGCACUGGAAACAGACUGAUUCCGAUAUUAUUAUCACUGCAGCAUCGAAGCUGAACACGGAUUUAAUGAUCAAGGCGAUGCCACAAAAUACAAAACUCAAGGACGGGUCGUUCAACGUGAAAGUGUCCGUGAACUACAGGACGCCUGCGGCCCGCACACGACCCAUGGACUACAGAUGGCCAAUGCAGCGAGACCCGUGCUCAGUAUCCUGCGGAGGUGGAGUGGACAAAAAGUACCAACCCUGCAACACGCAUAGUUGCAAGUUCGUGUGGGUGCCCGGUGAGUGGGAAGAAUGCAGCACCACAUGUGGCAAGAAGGGAAUCCAAGAGAGGCAGCUUUUCUGCGUGCGAUCUGGUGUUAAAAUUUCAACUCGAUGGGGUCGGAUCAAAAACAGCGUAUCACUAGCGUCAUGCUCUACAACUAACAAGCCGAACCGCACGCAGCCUUGCAACCGCAUUCCUUGUCCUGUUUACUGGAAGGAGAUGCCCUGGACUGCAUGUUCAACAACCUGCGGUCGCGGUAUAUCCAUCCGUCCACUGAAAUGCCCGGCUGAAAACAAAAUGCUAUGCGGACCGAAGCCAAGAGAAAAGCGGCGUCGCUGUGUAAACCGUUGUCCCUCCACAACCAGCAAGCCAUGCCCAGUUGCCGACGGGACUCAGUAUUGUGGAAACUUCACCACCAAUGAGCUUAUCAGAUAUUGCACGCUACCUCGUUUUAGAAAAUACUGCUGUAACACCUGCAGCGCCGUCAAAGUCAUGAAUUAUAAAGGCGCUGGGUAAGAUAAGAAUAGAAUAUCUAUGGCUGAAUUAUCCUAUGUCAUUAAAGGUGUAUUCCAUAAAGCCUGUAAUACAUGUUGGCCGAGACUACGCCAACACGAGCGUAGGCAAAGUGAUACAAGGCAAGUGCUACAGUCCACAAGUGCAAUACAAACGGCCAAUGUAGACGAACUUUGUGGAGCUGUCCACGCGUUGGGCGCUAUCAGUUUUCAUUGAGCAUUGAAACGAUAUGAACGCCGUAGAAGUUACAACUUACAUUAAGAUAAUAACUUACAUUAAAACUUAGGGAAAUUAAUCUAUUUCUCGAAUUUAAAUCGCGUAUAUUUGUUUUUUCAAACAAACCAACGUUUCGGGCCCCAUAUAAUAAUAUAAUAAAUUUAUAUAGGUCUCAUAGACACGGUUGACUGACAUGUUAAAAUUAUCAACCAAUUAUGUCUAAUAUUAAUGCAAAGUGCCUAUUUUUCACUACAGUUACAAAAGUUGUAUUGGAUAUUGAC